AUGAAGUUUCUCAUCUCUGCCUCCACGGCCGCACUAGUUGGCCUUUUGUCACUAACGCAUGUUGCACUUGGAGAAGACUAUUUUAAAUGUAGUCACAACCAAUUAUUUUACCUGAGUUUCCUAGAAAUGAAAAUUAAAGAUUACGAUCUGAAAAAUGUGAAAUCCGGCGAUCCUACAAAUCCUCACGGCCAAUUUUACAAGACAUUUCGAGGAACACUGAUGCAAAAGGAAAACUUCUUCGUAAAAUACAUAUUUCAAUUAAUUGAUGAUACUCCAACCUUCCGCGUCCAUGAAAAAAUUAAAAAGGAAUGGAAACAAUGCGCUUAUAUAAAAUAUACAAAAGCAAUCAGACAAGGAACUAUAUUCAAAUUAAAGCGGCGUCUAGCAAAGGAAGUUGGCAAUGGGACAAGAUGA
Molecule: messenger RNA, 414 nt
Organism: Blumeria graminis f. sp. triticale
Lineage: Eukaryota; Fungi; Ascomycota; Leotiomycetes; Helotiales; Erysiphaceae
Source: the annotation of a GenBank genome assembly